Magnolia sinica is the source of this 932-nucleotide messenger RNA. RefSeq names its product 21 kDa protein-like. The transcript has a single exon. Gene Ontology annotation, biological process: negative regulation of catalytic activity. Lineage: Eukaryota; Viridiplantae; Streptophyta; Magnoliopsida; Magnoliales; Magnoliaceae. Gene Ontology annotation, molecular function: enzyme inhibitor activity. The record is from RefSeq and is a predicted model, not a curated record. The coding region runs from base 60 to 716 and encodes 218 amino acids.
UUCGUCUAUAAAAACACGCACCAUCUUUCCCUCUCUCCAAAUCCCGUUUCCCAAACGCAAUGGAAUCAACCUCCACUCUCUCAUUUCUCCUCUCUCUCCUCCUCCUCGCUGGCUCGACCAGCUUGGCCGCCUCAUCCCCAGUCCGAACCAGCUCCACCAAUUUCAUCAAAGCCUCCUGCGGCACCACCCUCUAUCCUGCGCUCUGCGUUCAGUCCCUCUCCGUCUACGCCAACUCCAUCCAGCAGAGCCCGCGCCAGCUAGCCCAAGCCGCUCUCUCCGUCAGCCUCGCACGUGCUCGAUCCGCCUCCGCUUUCGUGUCCAAGCUGUCACGCUCCAAUGGCAUGCAGCCACGUGACCUCGCCGCAAUGAAGGACUGCGUGGAGAACAUGGGCGACAGCGUUGACCGGAUCAGCCAGUCGAUCCGGGAGCUGGGUCGGGUAGGCCGGUCCGGGUCCGGGAGCUUCCAGUGGCACGUGAGCAACGUCCAGACGUGGGUGAGCGCCGCGCUCACGGACGAGAACACGUGCGUGGAUGGGUUGGCCGGUCCCGCGAAGGACGGGAAUCUGAAGGCUGCUGUUAAGGGGAGGGUUGUCCACGUGGCGCAGGUUACAAGCAACGCCCUAGCUCUCGUCAACCGGUUCGCCGAUAGCGAUAGACGGUCCGGUACCCGGUUCGUUGAUAGCGAUCGGCAGUUCGGUACGGUCAGGAAUCCGUAGAUUUCAAAAUUCGGGUCUGUAUUAUAAUCGGGUACAGCCUGGCGUAUGGCAGCUGUUGCUCUACCGUAUUUCGUUGCUAAUGAUGAAUAGAUGGUGUUUAAUGGAGAGUUUGAGUUAUAGUCCCAAAAAUAUCUGUCUUGUGUUUGGUUUAAUAGACGGUUAGAUUUGAGCAGGGUCUGCUUUCCUACCAAUUUAUGAAAGGUUUUGAUUCAUCCA